Cephus cinctus (wheat stem sawfly) is the source of this 674-nucleotide messenger RNA. RefSeq lists its product as uncharacterized. The transcript is spliced from 2 exons. The record is from RefSeq and is a predicted model, not a curated record. NCBI's taxonomy places the organism in Eukaryota, Metazoa, Arthropoda, Insecta, Hymenoptera, Cephidae. The coding region runs from base 5 to 463 and encodes 152 amino acids.
GUCAAUGGGAUUCAGGAUCGAUUCAAGUUUCGCGACUUCUUCUAAAGAAGAUAAGCAAGAAGUAGCCGAAGAGGAAUCUGAAAAUCUAAUCCAUAAGAAAGUUAUCAAAGCCAGUGGUGAUAAUCCGCAAGCUCCGAUGUUGUACGAAGGAGCUCGCAUCAAUCACGCUGAAAGUGAAGCCCUUAUAAUGGCAUUUGUCUUAAACCAUUCUCUCUCAGAAAAGGGGCUCGAGAAUCUCUUGGAGCUUUUGAAUUGUCAUUUGCCAAUCCCAGUUUAUUCAUCGAAAUUCGCGUUUCUUAAAAAAUUGCCUACAACCGAACCUAAAAAGAACUUCUUCUGUAAACAAUGCGAAGUUAGUCUUGAAUUUGGAGACAGCGAUGAGCUACUAUGUGAAUGCGAGGCAAUUAAUUUAAAAAAAGAAUCGAUAAACAAUAACAAUUUUUUUUUUGACACUGUCGAUUAAAGAAAAAUUAAGGGAUCUUCUCAGUAACUCAGAACUAAGAGCUCAGCUGAAUGUGACGAAAAAUAGCACAAGCGACGUAACAUCGGGACAAUUGUAUCGUCUCUACGAACAGAAUAGGAUAAUUGAAAAAGCGAUAUAACUCUUUGGUUAAAUACCGAUGGUGUCAAAGUGUUUAAAUGCUCGAGUGCAUCUGUGUGGCCUUUGUUCGUCU